AUCUUAAUAGGUGUACUUAUAUUUCUUAAUUUACAAAUCAAAAUGGUAGAAGAAUUAAAACACCAGAUGCGAAGCCUUGAAAAUCUUAUUGGCUGCAAGGGAAAACUCGAUGUUACAUCUGGAGAAUUUAUAAAAGAAUUGAUCAGAGCGUUAUGUUCAAAAUAUCAGAGCGAUUUAAAAAACAGCCUUCGACUUCAUCGCUUGGAGCUUCUUUAUGAUUUGGCGGAAAACAUCCGGCGCCGACAUCAAAAGGCAUCCGUUGAGGAGGUGGUUGUGCUCCCAGGUAAAAAGAUCAAAAAAAGCUCUGAAGAAGAACCUGGAGAGACAGAACAACCACAGAAACCAGAGAAGACAGAGAAAGCUCUCGACAUCGUAACCGUGAAACCUCAUGAUAUAGAUGACUGGAAAGACUUAAUGAUACUAUCCAAAAUUUAUUAUGUCAUGGAACAUCCGAAGCCUGAAGUUUUGAAAUGGAAAAGAAGGAUAUCGAAAAAGAAGGUUAUCCAGAAAUUUGGAGACAAGGACUUCAUAGAAUGGCGGGUGGCGCAGAAUUUCAGACUUAGGAGUCUAGAAGCAUGGGCUCAGAGUCGGAGCGACGCCCGGAGGCUGGUAGAAGAAGAUUCGCCUCUAUCGGAAGACGAGGAAUUGGAUGAGCUGGGGAAUGUAUUCCCUAUUCUUUCUGAUGGAAAACAAAAGAAGACUAAGCGAAGAAAAGAAGAAUGGCGCAAACCACAGAAACCGUUCAAGUUCAAGGGUGAAAACAUGGAAGAUUGGACAGAGAGUUAUUCGGAUGACAGCGAAGAACUAGAAGACGAGAAAGAAACGAAAGGAAUUGCUGAAUUAAUAGAAGAGCCCGAGUCUGAGGUAGACGAUCUACAACAUGUUGAUGAAGAUUUAUUAGAAAAAGCAGAAGGAAAAAUUGCCGAGAUUUUUUCAGUUUAUAGGACUUUCACCAAGCACAGAAAUCCCAUAUUUGAAGAAAUUGAUAAA
This is a messenger RNA of Stegodyphus dumicola, 990 nucleotides long. RefSeq lists its product as uncharacterized. Lineage: Eukaryota; Metazoa; Arthropoda; Arachnida; Araneae; Eresidae. The record is from RefSeq and is a predicted model, not a curated record.